AUGGCCAACGACGACCAGGCUACCGACGAAUCGUCCAUCAAGCCUGUGUCGUCGCUACGCUCGCGCUUUGAGAAAUUGACCACGAAUNNCCCCCCUCCGUUACAAUCCACGCCUUCUUUCAAUGCGCGCAGGUCCCUCGAUCUUCCACGACCAACCCCGAGCUCAGACGCCGUGCCUGACACCACACCCCAAGGACUGAAGAAAGCGAAGCCUCCUCCGCCCAAACCGCGACCUGUGUCGACAGCAUAUCCUUUGACUCCUCGUCAUUCUCCUCCUUCUGUCAGCGUGCAAUCGCCUGCGUCGCCUCCUAGAAAGCUCGAUGUUCGCGUCACCAAUGCGACGCCUACAAAGUCUCCUCCUACCUCAACCUUGUCUGCUCCAGGCUCUGCCAAUGCAUCUCCGGCAGGCUCUAUCCGCCAUUUUCGCUCUCCGAGUCGGGUAACAACUCCUGCGCUAGAGGCUCGAAUGUCGGCUUUUCUACAGGCCUCACAAUCUUCUGAAACACUGCCCGAGAGCAAAUCCCAGUCAAACGGCGAACACAGGCCGAAAAGUCCCAACUCUGCAGCUCCUCCACCCGUAAAUCGUGCUGGUAAACCAAAGCUCGGCGGCCUUUCCUCUGCGAGUGUCGAGAGUCUAGCGCCAAUAAUUCCAUCCAAGACUGGGAACAGUCAAAUCUCACCUUUCGGUACGCCUCCAAGCAGUUCAGAAAGUACUCCGCACGCAGAGCAAGUCGCUCCUUCUAUACCCCUCGAUUCGAAACCUAGAAAUCAUUCCGCGUCACAUGGCUACUUUGCUGGUGUGAUGGCUUCUCGACCUACUCCAGCACAACCUCGAAAUCCGUCUCCGAAGCCCCUGAGCCGCUCAUACGACUCCUCAUCUUUUCAAUCUUCUCGCCUGCAGAUGAUACCUCAGAGAGCUGCAAUCCCGGUGCAAGAUGGGUCUCAUGACGAAGAUACGCCAGUCCUGCCUCCUCGUCCCGAGCGUGAACUGCAUUCUGGACGUACCAGUCCUACCCGGUUCAAUAACAAGAUCCCUGCUCGUCAAUCUCUAGAUCUGCCGCGGCGGACGAGCGCAGUUGCUGCUAAUACGGACAGUACCAUGAUGCCACCACCGCGCCGUGCUCAACCGCCUCCGCUUCAAACAUCUGCUUCUGCUCUGACACAGGGCUUUGACAGAAGACAUUCGGUCACACCUGCUGCAACUCCUUCAACAAGCAAGCCACCACCCCCUGCUAUUCCUGCGCCUCGGCGAUCGGUAGACACCCGUCGCGAAGAUAUUAGGAGCAUUCCAUCCACUCCCAUGCUGACACAACACGCUGAUGACUUCGAGGAUCCUCCCGUCAAUUAUCCUGGCGGUAAUCCUCAAGACUUUCCGGAUGCAUCGCAAGCAAAUAGGCGUCCUCCAAGGUUCAGAACCCGACCCUGGGAAAUCCACACGGGUUACGAUACUCGCACUUUUGCAGUCUGUGGAGAUAUGGUGUGCACGACAGGCUACAUUACGCGUGUAUGGAGUCUGCGCACUGGCGAAUCAUAUUUGACCCUAUCCCAUGGUGAUAAUGUCAAGGUGACUGCAUUAGCCUUUGCACCCACAGCAAAUGCGGAGAACGAAGGGCAACGACUCUGGCUUGGAACAAAUAUUGGUGAAAUCCAUGAAGUCGACAUUCCUAGUCAAUCUAUUGUUUACACCAAGACUAACGCACAUCCUCGGCGAGAAAUCAUCAGAAUCUUCCGCCAUGCUUCCGAACUAUGGUCCUUGGACGACGAUGGCAAGCUCAAUGUUUGGUCGCCUGGUUCUGCAGGUAUGCCCAGCUUGAAUACAGUACCUACAACUUUUAGAGCUCUACGCGGCCACUCGUGUUCAGUCAUCGUUGGCGGUCACCUUUGGCUUGCCGCAGGUAAAGAGAUAAGGGUGUUCAAACCAAGUGCACCUACUGAGGUCACUUUCAACGUUCUGCAAAAGCCACUAAUAGUAGAAGGUGCGGGCGAUAUCACAGCCGGUGCUAUCAUACCUAGUAAGCCGGACUUGGUCUACUUUGGUCAUGCUGACGGCAAGGUCUCUGUCUUCCAACAUCGCGAAUUCAAAUGCAUUGGUGUCUUCAGCAUCAGUCCGUAUAAAAUCAGCUCUCUAGCAGGAGCCGGAGAUUACCUUUGGGCUGGUUACACUGCUGGCACUAUAUUCAUUUACGACACGUCCACAUCACCCUGGCGGGUCAUGAAGGACUGGGUCGCUCAUGAUAACCCAAUCUGUAGCAUCCUCACGGAUACGCAGAGUAUCUGGAAGAUGGACAAUCGCCUGCAAGUAGUCAGCCUCGGUCUUGACAACGCCAUUAGAUUAUGGGAUGGCAUGCUUCGUGAGGACUGGCUUGAGACCAAGAUGCAGCAGAAUGAUAACGAGUUCUGUUCCUUUGAGGAAAUCACUGCCGGGGUGCUUACAUGGAACGCUGGUGCUUCCAAACCCAACCAUCUCAAAGGCAGUGANAAAGAUGCUGCCUUCUUCAGAGAUUACUUCUCCUCGCAAAAUCCUCCGGAAAUUCUUGUCUUUGGCUUCCAAGAACUGGUCGACCUGGAGAACAAGAAAGUUACAGCUAGUAANAGCUUUUUCAAGAGUAGNAAAAAGGAUCCUACGGAACAAGAGCAUAUGUCGCAUCAAUACAGAGCCUGGCGAGAUCAUCUUACCAGAUGUAUUGAAGACUUCAUGCCGGCUGAUCAAGGGUACACUCUCCUGCACACAUCCAGCAUGGUCGGUCUGUUUAGCUGCGUGUUCGUUAGGACAGCGCUUCGAGGCCGCAUCAAGCAAGUACACACCGCAGAAGUCAAACGAGGUAUGGGCGGUCUGCAUGGAAACAAGGGUGCAUUGAUCAUUCGCAUGAUCCUAGACGACAGUUCAGUCUGUUUGGUAAAUUGCCAUCUUGCUGCAGGCCAGACACAAACGCUUCACCGUAACAACGAUGUUGCUGCCAUCCUUGAGGCUGAAUGUCUCCCAGUAGCAGCUGUUAGUAACACGGCUGGUACGUUUGUAGGUGGAGGCGACGGCAGCAUGAUCUUGGACCAUGAGAUUUGUAUUCUCAAUGGAGAUCUGAACUAUCGCAUUGAUGCCAUGCCGCGAGACACGGUCGUACGUGCUGUCAAUGACAGAAACUUGGCAAAGCUGCUCGAACGCGACCAACUUCUGCUCUCACGCAGGAAGAACCCAGCGUUUAGACUACGCGUGUUCCAGGAAAUGCCUAUCACGUUUGCACCUACGUACAAGUACAACGUGGGUACCGACGAGUAUGACACGAGUGAGAAGAAGCGGGCUCCAGCUUGGUGCGACAGAGUACUUUACCGAGGCCUGGGUAGGGUCAAAUGCGAGGACUACAGGCGAUGGGAAGUCAGGGUCAGUGAUCAUCGGCCAGUUAGCGCACGAUUGAAGAUCCGCAUCAAGAAGGUCGAUGAACAACGACGGGUCGCAGCGUGGAGCCGACGAGAGAAGGAGUUUGAAAAGUACAGUGAACGGAUCGCUGGCGAGGCCAAGUAA
Messenger RNA from Aureobasidium musti, 3516 nucleotides. The record is from the annotation of a GenBank genome assembly. Lineage: Eukaryota; Fungi; Ascomycota; Dothideomycetes; Dothideales; Saccotheciaceae.